Messenger RNA from Benincasa hispida (wax gourd), 4998 nucleotides. RefSeq names its product putative phospholipid-transporting ATPase 9. Gene Ontology annotation, molecular function: magnesium ion binding; ATP binding; ATP hydrolysis activity. The record is from RefSeq and is a predicted model, not a curated record. Gene Ontology annotation, biological process: phospholipid translocation. Gene Ontology annotation, cellular component: plasma membrane. Lineage: Eukaryota; Viridiplantae; Streptophyta; Magnoliopsida; Cucurbitales; Cucurbitaceae.
CUUCAAUCUUAUAACAUUUUAAUUUUAGUAAAUAUUAUUAUUCCCUAGAUCCUCUCCUUCUCUUCCUCACAACUCACCUUUACUUUCAAUUUAACUGUCAUUUCUUUAACUAUUUUCGUCUCCAUUUCUGACACGAAUCACCUCAAAUUCGCUUGUUUUUAGGACAAAAAAAAAAGUGCUCUUCUUUUUUGUUUGAAUUUUAUAAUCUCUUAAUUUGGCAGGAAAUUUCCAACUCAGUCAGAAACUCAGAUCAUAAAUAUACUCACUAUUGAAUCUGUGAUGAACCUUUUUUUUUCACUUUUAAGGAGACUUCAUUUAUUAUCUAGUAGAUUGCUUCCGGUUUCAGCCCAUUUCUUGUUGUCUGUGAAGCUUAACACAGAGCCAAACAGAGACCAACACGCUCAACCCAGAUUUACUGUUGUUUUGCUUCAGCAAAAUCUUUACCCUUUUGAGCUGAGAUCAAUUUUUUUUUGACUUGAAGAAGGGAGCAAAAAGGCUUGGUCAACGUUUUCAGAAAGUCUUCCUCUCUUGUGGGUCUUUGGUUUUGCCGUUGACGUGAGAUUCAAGCUCUUUCAUUUUUGUUUUAGCCGCAGCCGGAGGAAAAAAUGGUGGAGUUUUCAAUAUCUCAUUGUGGGUUGGGUUUGUUUGUUUUUACUUUUUAGGAUUUGAUUUAAAAUCUUCCUUUGUAGUAGUUGAGUUUUGUAAAAACCCAUCUCUUAUUUGCCGUCUUGAAGGCAUUAGUCAAAUCCGAGGGCUUGUUAAUGGAAAGAGGGAAGAUGUGAACAGUAUUAAACUGCUCUGUUUCAUAGAAUCUACCUUUUGUGUCCUGAGCGGCUAUUUGUUCUUACAUAAUCAUUUUUGGGGGUUUCAGAUUUAAGGAUCCUUCUUUCCAGCUAGAUUGUCUUUAAAACCCCAUUUCUCAUUCUACAUUCUAUUUUAGCCCUCUUUCCUUUUACCUCUCUUAGGUUCUUUUUUUUUUUUUUCCUUCCUGGCUUAUCCUCUGUUUCUACAUCAACCAACGAUCAACAAACAGUAUUGAAAAAGUUUUGGGAGAUUUUGGUAGUUUUAGCUUUGUAGUUUUGGAAUAAGAGAGGUGUUUUUGGUGUUUAUCCAACAGAAGGGUUUGAAUCAGAAGGUGUAGUUGGAUUGAAAAUGGGGGGUGGUAGAAGAAGAAGGAAGCAACAUUUCAGAAGGAUUCAUGCUUUUCCUUGCGGUAGAGCUUCAUUCAAAGAUGAACACUCUUUAAUUGGGGGACCAGGUUUCUCAAGGGUAGUUUACUGUAAUGAUCCAGAUAGUUUUGAGGCCAGUCUUCUCAACUAUGGAGGCAAUUAUGUCAAAACUUCAAAGUAUACCAUUGCUUCAUUCUUCCCCAAAUCAUUGUUUGAGCAAUUCAGAAGAGUUGCCAACUUGUAUUUCCUUCUUUGUGCUUUGCUUUCCUUUAGCCCUCUUUCCCCGUAUUCGCCGGUCAGCAAUGUUCUUCCUCUUGUUGUUGUUAUUGGAGUCACCAUGGCCAAAGAAGCUCUUGAAGAUUGGAGAAGAUCCAAACAGGAUAUGGAGAUGAAUAACAGGAAGGUGAAAGUACAUAUUAGAGAUGGUGAGUUUGUUGAGACUAAAUGGAUGGACUUGAAAGUUGGGGAUGUAGUUAAAGUGGAGAAGGAUGAAUUCUUCCCUGCUGAUCUCAUUUUACUUUCGUCGAGUUAUGAGGAAGCGAUUUGCUACGUUGAGACGAUGAACCUUGAUGGAGAAACAAAUUUGAAACUGAAAAACGCAUUAGAAGCAAGCUCGAACUUCCACGAGGAUUCAAGCUUCCAGAAUUUCAAGGCUAUAAUAAAAUGUGAAGACCCCAAUGCAAAUUUGUAUUCUUUUGUGGGUACUAUGGAGCUUGAAGAGCAGCAACAUCCCCUCAGCCCUCAACAGCUUCUUCUUCGAGACUCGAAGCUUCGGAACACGGAUUUUAUAUAUGGGGUGGUGAUUUUCACCGGUCAUGAUACAAAGGUUAUUCAAAACUCAACAGAUCCUCCGUCCAAGAGAAGUAAGAUUGAGAAGAGGAUGGAUAAGAUUGUGUUCUUCCUGUUUGCUGUCUUGGUUUUGAUAUCAUUUGCUGGGUCGAUAUUCUUUGGUGUUUCGACUAGAGACGAUAUAGAAAAUGAAAGAAUUACGAGAUGGUACCUUAGGCCAGACGAUACCACAAUCUAUUACAACCCCAAAAAUGCUCCAGCUGCAGCAAUAUUGCAGUUUUUGACUGCUCUCAUGCUUUUUAGCUAUUUGAUUCCCAUAUCACUGUAUGUGUCCAUUGAAAUUGUAAAAGUUCUGCAGAGUGCCUUCAUCAACCAAGAUCAAUAUAUGUACCAUGAAGAAACUGAUAAGCCAGCUCAUGCCCGUACCUCGAAUUUGAAUGAAGAGCUUGGCCAAGUUGACACCAUUCUUUCUGAUAAAACGGGGACAUUGACUUGCAAUUCGAUGGAGUUUAUCAAAUGUUCGGUGGGCGGGACUGCUUACGGGCGAGGAAUUACAGAAGUCGAGAGAGCUCUUGCAAGAAGAAAGGAGUCAACUUUACCUCAAAACUUAGAGGACAACAAUGCACGUCUUAGCAGCGAAAAACCGUUCAUUAAAGGGUUUAAUUUCAAGGAUGAAAGAAUAAUGGAUGGUAAUUGGGUGAAGGAGCCUCGAGCCAGUGUAAUCCAGAAGUUCCUACAGCUUCUGGCUAUCUGCCAUACUGCAUUGCCAGAAAUUGAUGACGAAACUGGAAAAAUUUCUUAUGAAGCUGAAUCACCAGAUGAGGCAGCUUUUGUGAUUGCAGCCAGAGAAUUCGGUUUUGAGUUCUAUGAGAGGACUCAGACAAGCAUUUCAUUGCGGGAGUUCGAUCCGACCUCGGCCAAAAAAGUUGAACGAUCAUAUCAACUACUGGAUGUUUUGGAGUUUAAUAGCACAAGAAAGCGGAUGUCUGUGAUUGUAAGGGAUGCAAAGGGACAGCUACUACUACUUUGUAAAGGAGCUGACAGUGUUAUGUUUGAAAGACUUGCAAAGAAUGGAAGUGAGUUUGAAGAACAGACAACGGUGCACAUCAACGAGUACGCCGAUGCUGGUUUAAGAACUCUGGUUCUAGCAUAUCGUGAGCUGAAAGAGGAGGAAUUUAAUACAUUUCAUCAAGAAUUCAUCAAAGCCAAAAACACAGUGAGCACAGAUCGUGAUGAGAUAAUUGAUCAGUUAACAGAAACCAUUGAGAAAGAUUUGAUUCUUCUUGGUGCUACAGCAGUUGAAGAUAAACUUCAAAAUGGGGUACCUGAAUGCAUUGAUAAACUUGCUCAGGCUGGAAUUAAAAUAUGGGUUCUGACUGGUGAUAAAAUGGAAACAGCCAUCAACAUUGGCUUUGCUUGCAGUUUACUUAGACAGGGAAUGAAGCAAAUAAUUAUCAGCUCAGAGACUCCGGAAGGAAAAGCUUUAGACAAAGUCGAAGACGUUCACAAAUCUGCAGCUAUCAAGGCGUUUAAGGCAAGUGUGACUCAACAAAUAACCGAUGCGAAAGCAUUACUUACAUCCUCGAGUGAAACCCCGGAAGCAUUGGCUUUGAUAAUUGAUGGAAAGUCCCUCACCUAUGCUUUGGAGGAUGAUGUGAAGGACCUAUUUCUGGAGCUUGCCAUUGGUUGUGCUUCUGUUAUAUGCUGCAGAUCAUCUCCUAAACAGAAAGCACAAGUUACCCAAUUGGUUAAGGUUAAAACAGGCAGCACCACUCUAGCAGUUGGUGAUGGUGCAAACGAUGUUGGAAUGCUCCAAGAAGCGGAUAUCGGGAUUGGUAUUAGCGGUGUAGAAGGGAUGCAGGCAGUCAUGUCAAGUGACAUUGCAAUAGCACAAUUUCGAUACUUGGAGCGGCUCCUCCUUGUGCACGGACAUUGGUGUUACAGAAGGAUUUCUUCCAUGAUUUGCUAUUUCUUCUACAAAAACAUUGUUUUUGGGUUCACUCUCUUCUUCUUUGAGAUGUAUGCAUCAUUCUCCGGCCAAGCUGUAUACAAUGAUUGGUUCCUUUCACUGUAUAAUGUCUUCUUUACUUCUCUCCCUGUGAUCGCAUUGGGAGUAUUCGACCAGGAUGUCUCAUCCCGGUACUGUCUUAAGUUUCCACUUUUAUACCAAGAAGGUGUCCAAAAUGUCUUAUUUAGUUGGGUUCGAGUUAUCGGUUGGGUGUUCAACGGGCUACUAAGUUCUGUCGUCAUAUUCUUCUUUUGUGUUGGGGCAAUGGAACAUCAAGCUUUCCGCAGCAGUGGAGAGGUCGUCGGGUUGGAAAUUCUUGGUGCCACCAUGUACACUUGUGUUGUUUGGGCUGUAAACUGUCAAAUGGCAUUGUCCAUCAGUUAUUUCACAUAUAUUCAACAUCUCUUCAUCUGGGGUAGUAUCAUUCUGUGGUACUUAUUCCUCUUGGCAUAUGGAGCUAUAAACCCAACCAUAUCAACCACAGCAUUUCAGGUAUUCAUCGAGGCCUGCGCCCCGGCACCAUCGUUUUGGAUCCUCACACUAUUGGCUCUAGGAGCUUCCCUUCUCCCAUACUUCAUCUACGCUUCGAUCCAAAUGCGUUUCUUCCCAAUGUAUCAUCAAAUGAUUCAAUGGAUAAAAGCUGAUGGGCAGUCGAACGAUCCAGAAUACUGUCAAGUAGUGAGACAGAGAUCAUUACGGCACACAACCGUCGGUUAUACAGCUCGGUUCGAAGCAUCAAAGCAUUUUGAAGAAUUCCCAGAAAUCAAGAGCCAUUAGUCUGCUGAUGAGAUUCUUUACCAUAGAAAGAUUUGAGAUAUUUUUCCAUAGAAGUUUCUUCUCAGUGUAUAUAUAAAUAUACAACAAGUGUAUAUAAGAUUCUUCUGUAGUUUGAUGCUUUUGCAGCUGAAAGGACCAUUCCAACUCAAAUGGUAAAAAAUUUUCUUCCUUUCAUGAAUUCUUAGGAAAUAUAUCAAUUGUUGUAUUCAAUCAUUUCAAAUAAUCAUUCAGAUGUUUCCCUCUUUCCUUUCUGUA